Lycium barbarum (goji berry) is the source of this 627-nucleotide messenger RNA. RefSeq names its product secreted RxLR effector protein 161-like. NCBI's taxonomy places the organism in Eukaryota, Viridiplantae, Streptophyta, Magnoliopsida, Solanales, Solanaceae. The transcript is spliced from 2 exons. The record is from RefSeq and is a predicted model, not a curated record. Bases 1 to 627 code for a protein of 208 amino acids.
AUGGACCUUCUUAAGGAAUUUGACUGCACUGGAUCAAGUGUGUCCUCACCUCUUGACCCUUAUAUGAAAUUGCAAGCUGAUGAUGAGCCUUUGUUGGAUAACCCCACUGAGUAUAGGCAUUUAGUUGGCAAAUUGAACUACUUGACUAAUACUAGACCUGAUCUAUCCUAUGCAGUUUUAUGUCUUAGUCAAUACAUGCAAAGGCCUUGUCUUUCACAUUUCUCAGCUGCUCAGAGGGUCCUUCGUUAUCUUAGGGAAGAUCCAGGCCAAGGUAUUCUUUUAUCUUCUACACCCUCUUUUGAUCUACUAGCCUUUUGCGAUGCAGACUGGGCUGCUUGCAAGGAUAGUAGAAGAUCAGUAAGUGGGUUUUUCAUUACACUAGGUGGUGCUCCUAUUUCGUGGAAAUCAAAGAAACAGAUGUCCAUUUCCCUAUCCUCUGCCGAAGCAGAGUAUAGAUCGAUGAGACGAGUUACAACGGAGCUUACCUGGGCUUCUCAUCAUGAAAUAAUGGACAAGUUGGGUGUUAUGCCCCUUCCCCCCAACUUGAGGAGGGAUGUUGGCAAGAAGCCAUCUCCGAUCGCCAUUGAUGAAAUUGAUGAAGCUAAGAAGCCGAGAAAGAGGAGAUGA